Marmota monax (woodchuck) is the source of this 493-nucleotide messenger RNA. Its product is annotated as zinc finger protein 519-like. Lineage: Eukaryota; Metazoa; Chordata; Mammalia; Rodentia; Sciuridae. The transcript is spliced from 4 exons. The record is from RefSeq and is a predicted model, not a curated record. The annotation marks the transcript as partial. Gene Ontology annotation, biological process: regulation of DNA-templated transcription.
AUGCACAGUUCCCAGCCAACACACCAAAUAAGCCCCCGUGCUGAGCGCUGUCCAAUCCUGAGCGUAGCCAACGAGCAGGGGGCGGGCCUCCGCGCUGGGAGUGGGAUUUAUAUCUCUGCGGUCCGCGGUUCCACUCAGAUUCCUGCAGCUGGACUCCAGGCUUCGCUAGUGCCCAGGAUCCCGCGUGGCCCUGCCAUGCAGGGGCUGAAGCUCUCCACGGCAGGCUUGGCUCUUGGGCACCAGGAAAUGGAGCCAUUGACAUUCGGGGAUGUGGCCAUUGAUUUCUCUGAGGAUGAGUGCGAAUGCCUGGAUCCUGCUCAGCAGAAUUUAUAUAGAGAAGUGAUGUUGGAGACCUACAACAACCUAGUCUUUGUGGGCAUGACUUAUCAUCCUCGAGAAAUUUUACCCGAACAGGGAAUAAAAGAGGGAGAGGGAAGAUAUGGAAAGUGUGACCUUGACUAUUUACAACUAAGAAAACAAUGGGAAAAUAUAG